Messenger RNA from Didymodactylos carnosus, 2694 nucleotides. NCBI's taxonomy places the organism in Eukaryota, Metazoa, Rotifera, Eurotatoria, Philodinida, Philodinidae. The record is from the annotation of a GenBank genome assembly.
CUGGGAUUAGUUGUCUGAGUGAUGAGAUUGUAUUGCAAAACGUUGUUGUGAACCAUUAGAGUCAGCUGUCCGUUGUUGUGUUUCUACGGUUUUAGAUUUUUUUCCUUUUUUGUAAAUUCUUCUGCAAGUCUACGUAGAAUAUAAAUAUAUUUGAAAUCUAUGAAUCUUUAUAAAUAGUGUAAGUGUCAAUCUGUCUAUUUCUCAUGUGGUUGUGGAAUGAAAAUAAUUUCAUAGACUAUUAAUCGAAUAUCUCCUGUAGAAAUGUGACACUUGCCUACGCAGGGCAUUACGUCGAUUAGUACAAGGAGUAAAUUUCCCUAUAUGUCAACAAUUUCCAGCUGUCUUGUUAAACAGGAAGCAGGAAAACAGUAUAAAUAAUGGCAUUCUAUAGAUAGACUCGCAACUUUCUUAAUUGUCCAAAUGAAAUCGACACUUUUCUCCCGUUAUUCUGUGCAUUUUUAUUCUUUUUCUCUUCUUGUUCUACUAUAGUUCUGAUAACACUACGCAUAGAUCAUGUUAAAAAAAAUAAGAUAUAAGAAAAAAAACAUAUUUCGUCUUUUUCUGCUUGUUCUCCGUUACUCAACAGCUUCAUAUAUACAUCAAGAUCUAUAGAACAAAACUGUAUUUACACAAAGCCAGCACGUAAUGAAUUAACACUGUUAAAUGUGAUAUCGUGCGUCAAUCGUGUGUAACAAAUCAAUUGACAAAUAUGGAAGGUACCUCAAUGGAAAAGUUAAUUCAUUUGCCAAUAUGUGAUAACGUUAUCAGGUAUGAUAGUAAAUGAGAAGGAUCAUACACAUUUUAAAAGUCUUUUGAUCUUUAGACGGUAUGGAAAAUAUUCCAAAAAGGUCAACGGAGAACUUAUUAAAGGUAAAAUUAAUCUUCUCGUCUUUAGAUUGGUUCAGAUUAACUGCUGAAUGAAAUUUUGCUUUUUUUAACUUUGUUUUUGAUUUUGACGAUCUUUAAACAGAAGGAGCGUUACUAUUAGAAUUUUGAACUUUGAUUCAGAAUGCUUUUUACCGAGAAUGGCUAUCUGUGCGAAAAGAAAAUUGUACAGUUCUUUACUUCCGUUAUGGAGUUAACGUCUAUGUACUCUCUUUUGUAAGUUAAAUGUGAUAAAAAGAAGUCUUUGAUUUGAUAUUUCUGGAACAUUCUGUUGGUAAUUCUGUAAAUAUUGAGAUUAUGGUUCUAUAGACGAAGAAAAUGAUUGAGUGUUGUUUAUGUGUGUGGUAUUCUUAUUACUAUGAAGUAGAAUACAAGAUUGGAUAGUGUAUUAAUCUAACAAAAUAACAAGACCAUUACGAUACGUGUUUCUGCACUGAAUUAUUAUGAUUAAAAUCAUGAAAGAAUUUGUAUCCAUUUGCUAUAUUAAAUAUACACAUCUGCUUUUAUAAACAGAGAAAUUGUUCGAAACUAUCAUUACUAAAAAGUGAUGAUAGUUUCGAAUAUAAAAAGAACAAUGUUAAAAUACUAGCAGACAAUGGGAAAACAUAAACAAUGAUAAAUUUAAGAAAAUAGUUAUUGAAGUUUCGGAGAUCACUUUGAUUUAAAUAGAAUAAGUGCUUGAUUUUAUUUUUUUUCGCACAGAUGAAUGGUUGAUUACUUUCUUUGAAGAUGACUGUAAAACAAAAAAUUGUACAAAAUAAUGAAGAACAGUUGAUUACGUUCUUUUCUAAUAGAAAUUUAGAUAUUUUGCCAGUCUGGUAGUUGCUUUAAUGCAUGCUCUAUUCCGUUUUGUAUAUUAGUGUUGCAUCACUCAUUUAGUUAUGAGAAAAUUCACUCUUAACUUUAUAUAUAGAGAGAAUAACCGUAUGAUUUAAUAUAAUGAUCAUAAAUAGCUUGAAGAUAUUAUUUUUAUCAGAAUAUACAGAAAAUAAAUAGUUCAUCUUGUUUGUAUGAUGAAAGCACAAAGCCAAGACAUUAAUUUAAUCAGAAAUCAUUUUAGCCCAUCAGUUGUUUACAAUCUAUUAUAUUAUACGCUAAAUUCGACAAACUGUUUAGUUGAUAACAGUGUGUUCAUUAUAGAGUACUUCCAUAUGAAUGUAAGAGAUAAUAUUUACCAUCAAUUAGUCUUCCAGUAAGAGCGAUAAAUCAACAUUAUGGUUUUUUUAGAAAUUUUAAUGAUAUUUUCUAUAGUCUCUAAUGUCUCCAAAUAAUUUCCUCGUCGCCUUUUAGAAUAUGUAACCAAACUCUAUGCUUUUAGUUAUUUACGAUUGGUUUGAAAGAGACAAUGAUUUCGAUGGAUUGCCAUUAGCAGAGAAACACAAAGGUCAUCAGUAUAAACUUGGUAUAACGAAAGAACAAUUUGAUCAAAUGAAGCAGAUUGUAACACCAACGGGCGUGUACGGUGAAUUACUCACGUUCGAUCAAUUUUGUGAUAUUUUGAUUCCGGUUAUUACUGGCGAUCACAAUGAUUAUUCAAUUUAUUUGGCUUUUCGUGCAUUCGAUAGAAAUGGUGAUCAGUUUAUUGAAGCUGAAGAGCUUGAGUCGUUAAUGCGCAUCAUAGGAAAAUCUGUUUCAAGAGAAAAAAUUAAAGAAUAUGUUGGCAAAGUUGACUGGGAUAACAAUCAAAUGCUAGAUUAUAACGAAUUUCGCGAUUUUAUUGUAAAGGGAUAUGCUCGUGAAUUACUAAUGAUGGAUAUUUCACGAGAAAUUAUUUAUUCUCAUGAUGAUAUUCAAAUACCGCCAAUAUAA